Molecule: messenger RNA, 7463 nt
Organism: Hydractinia symbiolongicarpus
Lineage: Eukaryota; Metazoa; Cnidaria; Hydrozoa; Anthoathecata; Hydractiniidae
Product: NFX1-type zinc finger-containing protein 1-like
Exons: 5
Coding region: 267-6620 (2117 amino acids)
Biological process (GO): regulatory ncRNA-mediated heterochromatin formation
Cellular component (GO): nuclear RNA-directed RNA polymerase complex
Molecular function (GO): helicase activity; nucleic acid binding; NAD+ poly-ADP-ribosyltransferase activity
Source: RefSeq, a predicted model, not a curated record
GAUCACAGAGAAGUUAACCACGAGCGAUGUUUAGGGGAAAUUUUUUUCACUAUACCAUCCCGUCAUAAGACACGAGAAAAGAGCGACUUGUGUCUCAAGACUUGAAAAUGCAAACCUAACUGUUUCUCUGAACGAAUUGGAACAUUGGAAAUGCUGUAAGAAUUUUUGUGAAUAACAAAGUUGGAGAACAUCAAGUACUGGAUGAGUUAAAAAUGCGACAUUGGUAAAUGCAAGAUUUGCAUGGUAGAAUAUUCUUGUAAAAAAAGAUGAACGAGGACUUGUUUACUCAACCGGGUGUCAUCGCCGAAGUUAAUGAGGAAGGCGGUUAUGGAUUCAUCAAGCAUGGGCGCACAUUCGUGUUGUUCUCGAUAAGUGAUGUCGAGCAAGGUAAUCCAGAGAUUGGAAGCGAGGUGGAAUAUGUUCCCAAUGAAGGAGGCGAGAGUGCAAAAAAGGUCAUAUUGCUUAAGGAAUUGUUUGGGGAUCCAAAGUGCGAGGAAAGUGAUUCAGUACCGUUUGCGUCUGAUAAAAGAUGCCAAACAACUGCUUUUCUUACAAGAAGACCACAACAUGAAUCAGUUUCUAACAUUUACUCUGAACCACAACGUUUUGCGCUUAGUGAAAUUUAUCGAAAGAAUGCAGAAUUCGACCAUAAGGAUAUCUCUGGUCUUAAAGAUCCUUUUAACAUGAAACAGGAGACAUAUAAUGUUCGAGAGAGGAUAACAAAUCUGUCAUCUGUUCCGAGCAAUGUAAAACGAACUCGAACAUACCAAGAAAUUCGACAAGAAGAAGAAGAAAAAGACCUCUCUGACCUUAAAGAACCAUUUGACAUGAUACAGAAGACAUAUCCUGUUCGGAAGAGGAUAACAAAUCUCUCAUCAGUUCCUAGCAAUGUGGAACGAACUCCAACAUACCAAGAGGUUCAACAACAACAACGACAGCGACAACAACAAUAUGAAACACAAGAAGAGGACUCUCCAGAUUACCAUACAAAAAAGGCACAACAAGAACAAAGACUAGUAAGACCACAGCAACAACAACGACAACACCAACAACAGCAACAAAAACAGCAGCAACAUCAACAGCAACAUCAACAACAUGAAACUGAAAAGGACGCCCAGGAGCACCAUCUCAAAAAACAACAACAACUAGAUCAAAGCACCACCAAACGACUCAGUAAUCACGGAAGGGUUGUUAAUGUCUUGACAGAGAAAAAAUUUGGGUUUAUCAAACAGCAUAGUGAUGGCCCUGAAUGUCCAGUACAGGAUAUUUUCUUCCAUUUUGAUAGAGUACAAUCAAAUUUUCUUCCGCUCAAAAAGGGUGAUCAAGUCGAAUUUAACUUGAGUAAGCAGAAGAUCACAACUGCAUCGAAGCACAAGAACAUCUCUGCUGCAAUGGUUAUGGUCCUUGAGACUGAGAAAAGGUCAUUAGAUGAAAUUAACGAGUACCUUAACAUCGUUGAAGAAAAAAUCGAAAUAAAGGAUGCCGCGGAAAAAGUUGAUCAAGGUAGCAUCAGUUUGCUAUUGAUGUCUACAAAUGUUUGGAAGAAGGUGACAGACAUCAUUUGCGGAUUUACAAACGACAAUGAUGUUCUUUUGAGAUUCUUAAAUAUCCUUGUUUACCUUGAACAGUCCAUUAAAACAUUAGAUGAAAGAUAUCGACAAGUCUUAAAAGCUGUUGGAACUGCAAAACUUUUGAACCCUCUUCGGGGUCGCAUGAAAACGUUAAUAUGCGAUACACGCAGAGAUGCAGACAUUAAAUCCAUUCAAAACUUCCUGCUGUUGCUUGCAAAGCUGGUGCCCGAGAAACUGCAAGCUGUUGUUGCUUUAAUUAAACCAAUGACAAAUAGCACACCGGACGAACAUACUGUUCUCUUUAUGUAUAAGCUGCUAAAGAUAUCUACUAAAUCUUAUGCUGAGAAUGUAUCUGAUAUGACUUGGGACGACUUGCCUUUAAUAUUAACGAAUCAAGAAAUGUUUUCAACAGACCUAGACGAUCGUUUUGACUUGAAACCAGUGCAAACAACCGGGGCAUACGCAGGUCCGGAUGAAUAUAUGGAUACCUACUUUAGACUUCUAAGGGCAGAUUGUUUUGAUGCUUUGAAAAUAGGCAUUCAGAAAUUGAUAAAGGGUGAUCUGGAUAUGAGAGACAUGAAUGUUUACAUCAAUGUCACACUGAUAGGGAUAAAGGUUUCCAAUCAAUGCGUUUAUAUGGCGUUGAAGGUAACAUCGUGUAGACAAGUGAAAAAUUGGGACACCUGUUCUAACUUGAUGUAUGGUAAUUUGCUGUGCAUUUCAAUUGGUGGCAGUUUCAGACAGCCUAUUUGGGUGACAGUUGUAGACAGAGGGUUGCUUAAAAAUAACAACGUUGUUUUAGUUCAACCCUGCUUGGAAAUCAAUGAAGAAGGCGAUGCUGAUGUGCUUUUAAAUUUAAUGUCAGCCUCUAGUCCAAUCGUGAUGGUCGAAUCUCCUACCUACUACAGAGCCUACCAACCUGUUUUAAAGUCAUUGCAGUCCAUGCCGUCAGGUGAAAUCAGUUUUCAGCAGGAAUUGGUUUAUUUGGACAAGGAUUUAAAUACUGAUUUAUUCGAUUUAACAGCCACAUUUGAUAGUACUAUUGUUUACAACAAAGAUGUCGGUAAGAUACAGAUAGGUUCGUUCUUGAAAACUCCAUAUCAUCCCGAGCAUAGUAUAUUUGAUGAAAGCCAGGAAAAAGCCGUUAAAACUGCUUUGAAGAGUAGAAUAGGGAUUAUUCAGGGACCGCCUGGGUGUGGAAAGUCAUUUAUCGGUGUCAAAAUGCUCAAUUUGUUGUUAUCACUAUCUUCUUUAUCCUCGCCGAAGGUUCUGGUCCUGACAUACAAAAAUCAUGCUUUAGACGAAUUUUUAAAGCAAGCAGUUACUCAUUAUCCAAAAGAAGUUGUCCGUAUUGGUGGGCGAAGCCGAGAUCCUGACCUUGACAAGAUAUCACUGCAAAAUAUACGAAGAGCGGUCAGAAAAGGUCCAGAGUUAUUUAAUUUAAUUAAAGCACUCAAUAAAGAGGUAGAUGUUUUAAGAGAACAUAUUGAAAACCGGUUUGACAAGUUUAACGAGCUAAAAAAUGUUCCAUUCGAGGCAGUAUUGGAGUACUUGACGCUAGAACAGAGAAAUAAUUUGAUAAUUCGCAAUGAUUGGAGUAGAUCCGAUGUCAAGUCGUUUGGAAUUACUAAAGUGGACGAGAAUGGUUUUCAAGAAGUCACAAGUAAAAGGAAAAAUCGAAUAACCAAAGAAGAAGUAGAAUUAAUAAUGAACAUUGCUUCUGAAGAAAAUCCACAGUAUUUAAUUUUAUUGAAAGCUGCUUUUAAAGCUUGGCUACCUAAUGAUAACUUUUUUGCAGCAAUAGAAUCGCAACUAUCUGACCGAGGUAGCGUUGCUGUGAAUGUACAAAAGUUGAAGGAUUUAUCAAAGGGAAAAGAGAAAGGGAAAGGUUCAGAGGUGAAACAUGGAUUGGAUCAAGUUCUUGAUGUGGAUGAGAUUCAAAAAGAAAGAUUGGCAGCUGUAUCAACAACUGAAAAUGUGUUGAAAGGAGAUUACAAAAAAGAAAUGAAGUUGGUGAAUUAUGAAGACAAAAAGAGUGAAGAUGGGUACGUGAAAUCCUUUUCUAAUGCUGCGUUGAAGAAUUUAUCUCAAAAUAAUUAUGGAUUGUUUUUGAACAUCGAAGAUUUAUGGGACUUGAAUGAAAAUGACAGGGUAAACUUAGUGCAAUAUUUCAUAUCGCAGGAAAAGAACAAUGUUGCUACUCAAUUUGAGCAAGCAAUGCAAGCCUUUGAAAAUAAAUGCAAAGAGAAAAAUGAAAUUGAGAACCAACACACAUCACUUGUUUUAAGAAAUAAGAAGGUGAUUGGUAUGACUAUUACAGGCGCAGCAAUUCAUCAACAGUUGCUAAAGGAAAUUCAACCAGAGAUUGUAAUUGUGGAAGAAGCAGCUGAAGUUCUCGAGCCGCAACUUGUAGCUUCAAUUGGUACAUGGACGAAAUACAUGCUCCUUAUUGGAGAUCACCAGCAGCUCCGACCGCCAGUGGAAAGCUAUCAUUUACGCAAGAAUUAUAACUUCGACAUUUCAAUGAUGGAGAGGUUAAUCAAGAAUGGGAUGCCUUUUGAAGUCCUGGAAAUGCAAAAUAGGCAGCGACCAGAGUUUGCGGAAUUGCUGAAAGAUAUAUAUCCGGAUUUAAAAACUAACUUGAAAAGAGUUUCAAAAAACGAGCCAGCGAAUUGUUUGUUGAAGUCGCAUUUUUUCUGGCAUCACACUUCGGCAGAGAUAGCUGAUAGGAGCUAUACGAAUGUAGAAGAUGCAAACAGAGCCGUGAAACUUGCUUUAUUUUUGACCCAGCAAGGAUGUGAUCCUGAAAGAAUCACCAUAUUGGCUGCGUAUCAAGGGCAAACGUUUCUGAUCAGAAAAACGUUGAAAGAAAUGGAAGCUAAAUACAAAGAGGUUUUACCAGCUUCAAUGAAAAGCGUGACUAAGGAAACCAAGGAGAAAGAUGGCGAGGAGACGGCAAAAAGUUCCAUUAAAGUCCACACGGUGGACAUGUAUCAAGGCGAUGAGAAUGAUUUUGUUAUCGUUUCUUUGGUGAGAUCUAACAGUGAAAAUAAAGUUGGGUUUUUGAAACAGUUAAAUCGUCGCUGCGUGUUGCAAUCGCGUGCGAAAUGUGGUGUUUAUUUUAUUGGUAACGCCGAUAUGUUUCUGAAUCAUGCCGAAUGGCAACCGAUGAUGCAAAAAUUAAAAGCAAGUCAGGGGAUUGGUGAUAAAUUGGAGGUGGUUUGUCCGCAACCUCAACAUAAACAAAGGAAGUAUUUCGUGAACAAUGCCGAUGAUAUAGGUCUGGAAAGUUUUUGCAAACAGGAUUGUGUUCACGAAAUGAGUUGUGGUAUUCAUCGUUGCGAAAAGCGAUGCCAACCUCCACACUCACAUAAACCUUGUGGUAAAAUAAUCGCCUUUGAACAUCUUAUGUGUGGACAUAAGGAUACUAGGCUUUGUGAGGAAGAUCAAUACGCUAAGUUGUGUAAAAGCGAAAUGCCGUUCACUUUCCCAAAAUGUGGGCAUCGAGGAAAGAAAAAAUGUUGCGAUGACAUAUCUGCGAUAAUCUGCGAUUAUGAAGAAUCCGUGAAGUUACCUUGUGGACAUACAAAGAAAAAGAAGUGCUUUAAAGAUGUAAACAAUGUUAAGUGCAAUGAAAAGUGCAACCGAGUAAUGCCCUGCAAACAUCCAUGCAACCAUCAAUGUUAUGAACAUGACGCGAUAAAAUUUUGCGAGAUAUGCAAGAAAAUUAAAGAGGCUGAAGCGGCAGCCCAAAGAAAGGCAGAAGAGUUAAUUCGCCGUCGAAAUAUGGAAAAUGUGAGAAAGGAAAUGGAGAAAAUAAGUAGUCUAGAACAAGUUCAGUUUGAAAUAAAAGAAAUCCUUCCACAAGGAGAAACAGCAUCAGAGUAUCUUGAUAUUGAGGACCACGUAAAGAAAUAUGUCCAAGUCGACCAUCGUUGGUAUCCAACCGUGACUAAGAUUGAGAAAGUGAUUAAUUUAAAUUUGAAACUUAAAUGGUUAGACGCUAAAUCAAAGAUGUUUGACAUUGAAAUGAAAAGUAAGUUGAAGUUUCAUGGUACCAGCGUGGAAGGGGUGAAUGGCAUUACAGAGAAUGGCUUUCUGUUACCAACGCCAAAAGAUGGUCAACGACCGCCAAUGUAUGGCUAUGGUGUCUAUUUUGCAAGUGAUUCACAGGAGAUGUAUACAAAAGGAUCAAACAUGCUGUUGCUUUGUGACGUUUUACUUGGUAAGCAGUUUACAGUAAAAGCAGCAUGCCCCAAGAUGGAUAACGCCUUCUUGAAUGAGAAAAAAUGCGACUCCCUCUUCGCUCAAAGAGAUACUGCUGGUGGAGGUGGUGUAAAGUUUGACGAGUUUGUUGUUUUUAAUCCUGAUCAAGCUUACCCGAAGUACAUUAUUCACUAUCAAAAGACUGGAUUUCAAGCAGCCAACCCAUUCAAAUAUUAUCAAUUCCAAGGAACAUUCCAACUUGCCAAAAAGGAUAUUGCCAUACAGCGCGGAGUAAAUUUAGGCAGUGCUUUGGAAGUUCACCUAAGAAUUGCAGAAUCUCAAUUCUAUCGCCUGCUCAAUAACAUGGGUGUGUGCGGUGCUGGUCAUAAGAUAUCUAAAGUCGAAUACUAUAUGAACGAUCAGUUAAAGAAAAACUUCGAUGGUAAACACGAGGAGUUUAAAACAAUGUAUGGCAAUCAAAACCAAGAAGCUGAAAUAAUAUUCGGCUUUCAUGGCACAAAGCAGAGGGAAAUUGUGGAAGAUAUUAUGAACAAUAAUUUCAUCCCCAGUCGAAGAGGCAAGUUUGGCGCUGGUGUUUAUUUUUCAGAGAUGCCAGCUUACACAUUUGGAUAUGGAGGUCAGAAGUUUUUGAUACUGGCACAGAUUCUGCCAGGUAAAAUUAGACCAUGUCCGUUUCCUGGUAUGCAAACUAGCGGUGGUUUAUCCCCUGGUUUUGACUCUCAUGGUGGAUUGCCGUUAAAUGACGGAAGUGGAAGAUACAAUGAAAUUGUAAUUUUCGAUAAGCGUCAAAUUUUGCCGACAUAUGUGAUUCAUUUAAAUUAAGAAGCUGCACACAUUAAAAUUUGCAGGGCGUAUCGUAUGGCAAACACAUCGAUAAAUCUUGUUGGUAGCUAGAUAAACUCGCUGUGCAUGGUCGAAAUGAAACUCGACACAAAGAAAGUAGUAUGCGAAAAGAUAAAUCGUUCAAUACACGCGCAGUGGAACUUUUUUAUAAAUGCGCAAAAUUAAUACACAUAAAAUGACAGUCAAACAAACUUUAGCAUAUUUUUUAUGACCUAAAUUUUGUGUUUACUUCUUGUGCAAAAACUGUUGCACCUUAGUGGUAUACUUAGAGGUUAAAACUAUGUAUGUAUAUGUAUUUCGUUUCUUUUAAGUAACGAAUUUGAUUUUGCACGCUUUUUAAUUUUUGCCAGCUUUUUCCUGCAGUAUUUAACCUUUUCAAAACGACUUUCGUAGCUCAAAUAGGAGCUUUAAAUGCACUAGGAUCCCCUUUCGCACAACCCUCCUUGAUAUCAAUACCAAUAGGAUCUAAAGAGGCUAUCCUGGGUAAAAAAUUUCUAUAAUUAAUAAUAGAAACAGCUAUUUUACACAUAAGAAAAAAUAUCCUACAGCAAUUCUGGGUUGUUCCUAUUUUCACAUCUUUAGCGACAUCCACCAUAUUGAAUCUUUUGUUUAGGGUCAAGAAUAAAUGCUUUCAAUUUAGUAAACAGACAAAAACAACUUUAAAAUUGGCUAUUUUAACAUUGUGGAAGAUUUGGUUUGCUUAGGUGAAGUGGUUGCCAAGAUAUUGAGAGCAUGUUGUUUUAACCCACCCCUGAAUAUAAAGGUGUAGCUACAAAAGGCCCUGCAUAAUAUAGCUUUAAUAUAUUAGACAUCAAUCCAUCA